AAUCUUUCCAAUGUUUUUUGCAGGGCAUAAUGAUUUUUCAUUACUUUUUGUGCAAAAAUCAAGUGAAAAUUGAUUAGGAUAGCACUAAAAUUAUGUCCAUGUCGGAAGCAGCGGAACCGGAACCUCCCACUAACGGUGACUCACACGAAAAAUCAACAGAAGCUUCGGUAGCGGCAAGUUUACUUUCUGUACAGGAGGAAUGCCACAACAAACAGGAGCUCCAUCCAAAGCAGGAUGCAUUCAACAAAGGCGGUAAGAAAGCAGGACGUCCACGCAAACCCCGGCCAGAGAUUCUAUCACUGGAGGAGUACGAUCGAGAUGAGGAUUUCGGUAAAAUUGCAGAAAAGGAGAACACGGCGGGCCGUAAAAGAGGUCGACCUCGGACCAAGCCAGUGGAUGAAGAUUUGUCACAGCAGGAAAAGAAGAAACGGGGACGUCCGAAAGAUGAAACAAAAUCCAAUGUGACCUGUGAUCUUUGUGGGAAGUUCUUCAAGUACCGGGUCCUGCUGAAACGUCACGAGCAAACCCACUAUGGUAUCAAGGAAUUUCAAUGUGAAAUAUGUCACAAGCGGUUUCUGCAGAAAGGUGGCCUCACCGUACAUCUUAGGCAGCACACUGGAGAACGGCCGUAUAAGUGUCCGUACUGUCCGGCAAGUUUUCGAGGACAAUCCUCGCUGGACUGCCACGUGUUUCGGCACACCCAGCAGGGAACCAAGUGUCCCCAGUGUCCAUCGGUGUUCGCAACGCCGGCCAUUGUCAAGCAACAUAUCAGAGAGGUUCACACAACGGAGAAGCCCCAUACGUGUCAAAUUUGCGGCGAAAGCUACAAACACCGGAAGAGCCUGACUACUCACCUGGAGGAUCAUGACAAGCGAAUCUGCACGGUUUGCGGGAAGGUUUUCAACACGAUGUUCGCCUUGAUGACACACAGGCAUAUUCACGAACAAAACCCAAAGUGCAGCCUUUGCAAUAGGACGUUCAAAUCGGAGGAAGAACUACAAGCACACAGUAAGCUCCGAGGGAGGGCCUAUCAAUGCGAGCUGUGCUGUUACAGUUUCAACAAGGCCGAGUUCUUGAACAAUCAUCACCGAAGGGAUCACUGGAAGGAGCUGGGGUUGGAGCGACUAGCACGAAAAAUUGUGCCGCGCCCUAGGAAACCGAAACCGGAAGGACCCAAGGUUAAGAAACGUAGGAUCCCUCUGCCCAUGGUUACAACUGAAAGUGAUCCGAGGGAAGAAGUCGUGGAGGAAUCAGCAAAUACUGCGCUUCCAAAUUUGCCGGCCGUAGAAGCGAAACCGAUCGUAGAGACCCCCAUUUCAGACGUCCAAGCAGUUUUACAACCGACAGAACAGGAAUCUGCAAACGGCGAACUGAAACAGGAACACCACGACGAUCAGGAUCAUUCGGACCACGAUGGUAACGACUUCACCGUGGACGAUGUUCAAGGCAUCGAAUCGGACGAGAGCGAAGUGAAAUUCUUCAACGAAACGAUGGAUUGUCUUCCUAAAUGUGAAAUCAAACAAGAAGUCGAGUCACAGGUCGAAGAAUCGGUGACUAGUGUACUGCCCUCGUGGGAACCGGGAGAUUUGGUCAAGGUUGAACUCGAGAAGGCCGAGAAUCAAGAGGAAGAAACGGUUGUACUUGGGGAAGAUCCUAUCGACGAGGAGAAAAUCGAAGAAGAGCCAAAGGAGGAGAAGGAAGAACCAUCAGAUAGUGAGGACGACAUUCCUCUGGCGGUUCUCAGUUCGACUUUCCGAGCUAAAACGCCUCUUGAGAAGAAAAAACUUUCCGUUACCUCCGACGAGAACUCCGUUCCUAAACCAAGCGAAGACUCUUCGGAUGACGGUAAACUGUACUCAAUCGGAGAUCCAUCCGACAACGAGCAAUCAAGCGUAUUUCGAUCUAGCGAAACGGAAGAAGAUGACAUAGAAAUUGAGAAACCUAAGCCGAAACGUAAACGAAGGCGAAAACAACAAAACGGUGAACGGACUGCUAAAAGAUCUAAAAAGAAACAGAACGUGACGUGCUCGCUUUGUGGAGAAGCCUUCGAGGGUAGAGUUCUACUCAGGGAGCACAGAAAGGCCGCCCAUCCGGAUGGAAAAGUCAAUACUGGGCCUCUCAUUUGCGAGUUAUGUGGUAAGAAAUAUGCCACCAUAUCGUCCCUGACGGUUCAUCGGAGUCAGCACAAGGAAUAUCAACGGUUCAAGUGCGAUGAGUGUCCAAAGGCCUUCACCUUCCAGUGCUACCUGGAGAACCACAAGCGAAUAGAGCACCGCAACGAAAGGUUAAUCUGUCCUCUGUGCGGCAAGUUGUUCAAAUAUGGACCGGAUUUGAAGCGUCACUCGCUUCAGCACGAAGAGGACAAGCCCUUCAAGUGCGAGGAAUGCCCGGCGGCGUUCCGACAUCCCAGUGCCUUGCACAGUCACAAGGCCAUUCACGAGAAACUGGUGUUCACGUGUUCCAUCUGUAAUAAGAACUUCCGGUAUGCUAACAGUUUGCGGGUGCACAAGCGUAUACACAGUGGAGUCAAACGAUUCCGGUGCGAAAUCUGCGACCGAGAGUUUAGCCAGAAAGCGCCGUUGAUGAAGCACAUGGACAUUCACUCGGUAGACCGGCAGGUCAAGUGCGUUGUCUGCGAUAAGGUGUAUUAUAAGAAGGUUGAGCUGACAAUCCACCAGGCCCAGGAACAUCCUAAUCAUCCGCUAAUUGGAAGGACAGUCAAGCUUCACGAGUGUAAAAUCUGCGGAGUGGUGUUCACAAAGCCGGGUCACCUAAAGAUACAUUCCGACAUCCACGGGGACGAGUACCGAUUCAAGUGCGACAUGUGCGAAGACCAGAAGUUCAAACAGAAAGCCGGGCUCCGGCAUCACUGGAAGCACUUCCAUCACAUAGAACCUCCGAAACGGAACCUGGGCAAAAAGCCGGCAGUGAAGAAGGUCGAAAAGGUGGUGGUCCGCACGGUGACGGGUGCCGAUUUGGGGCCACCACCAACACUGCCACAGAUGGUCGGGAUGAGCAACGACUUGGAUUUCGUGAUGCAACGAAUAGAAUGUGAGAUAGCGGGAUCGAAUUGAGAGGCAAGAUUUGAUUAAUUCUUUUAAAAGCUGUGAUCAAGAAGCUCGAGUAUAUUUUACUCUCCGUGAAAGUCCUUGUAUUAUCACGGGUACAAGGUAAGAUCUCUUCGAAUUUUACUACGUUUGUGCAUGCCUUAGUGUUCAAACAAACACUAAAUUAGUCACUUUAUUGAAUGUGCGGAUGAGGCGGUUCCAUGAUAAAUUUUAAAUCCUUGUCAAGAUCCUUGUAUUUUGAGAUUUCGUUCAACCGAAGCGGUAACACGCAAUUCGGAAAUACCAAGCUGAGGGUAAUGGGUUCCUCUACCACCAGUUAGGACGCAACGCCAAGAAGAAAAAGUUUGAAGCGGAAAAUUCAUUUUUGAUGUUUUGUUCUUUCGAACAUGUUUCCCUACGAACAUUUCCUAUAGCUGAGCUGAACUACGCAAAGUUCGAAGCGAAUAGACUGUCCAUGGAAUAAAAUAAAACCAAUAAACCAUGGAAGUCCGAAUCUUUUUGUGUAGUACUUAAAUUAUGAUUCUUGACUUCAUACUAAGCAAGUUUAUUGUUCAAACAAUGAAUAUAACGGUAAAAUAAAGAUAUUCUCACAUAGGUACUUAAAAUGAUUGCAAAAAGUAACUAAUGGGAAAGAAUAAAACUACUGCAAAACAAUUUGAUAGAAUGGAGUUAAUAAUCUUAAACUACCGAAAGGUUCUUUGACUUUUUCAAUCGUCUUCGCCGACAAGCGU
Aedes albopictus (Asian tiger mosquito) is the source of this 3799-nucleotide messenger RNA. RefSeq names its product zinc finger protein 888. The coding region runs from base 93 to 3074 and encodes 993 amino acids. The transcript is spliced from 4 exons. Gene Ontology annotation, biological process: regulation of transcription by RNA polymerase II. The record is from RefSeq and is a predicted model, not a curated record. Lineage: Eukaryota; Metazoa; Arthropoda; Insecta; Diptera; Culicidae. Gene Ontology annotation, molecular function: DNA-binding transcription factor activity; RNA polymerase II cis-regulatory region sequence-specific DNA binding.